AUGAAUCGACGCUGUUCUGAGGAUUUCUCACCCGAUCAUGCUCAAAUCGAUUCCCCAAAUCAAGGGAAUAGCGUGUACGGCUGCUAUGUGAAUGAUCGAUAUCGCAAUCGCACGAUAGAGAAGAACACGAUGGAUCUCGUUUUUACCCAAUUAGGGUUAUCUCCCGUCAUCCCAGAAUCGCCUAUCAGAGAACUUCCUCUUUUCCCUCCGAUUUCUCGGUACUGUUCCAGUUUCCUGCAAUUUCUCGUUCUAGAUGCGAUUCUUUUGAGUAAUUUCGUUCCAGAAUAUGCCAGAUCAAUUAUAGAGCCUAUAGAAACUCCAGAAACGAAGGAUGCGAAAGAUCAGGAAGGCAUUGCUUGGAGGAAGCACAAAGGAUGUCGCUGCAAGCAGUCCAAAUGUUUAAAGUUGUACUGUGACUGCUUUUCAUCAGGAUUGUUCUGUAUCGACUGUGACUGUGCUGAUUGCCAUAACAAGCCUGCGAACUGUGAUGUCAGAGAAGCAGCUUUGGUGAAUGUAUUAGGUCGCAAUCCAAACGCCUUCAAUGCAAAGCCUCUCAGCCUCCCAAUUGAUAAGCAGUAUAAGGCUAAACUUGGACUGGUUUCGAGAGGCUGCAAAUGCAAAAGAACCAAGUGCUUGAAGAAGUACUGUGAAUGCUUUCAGGCUAACGUUAUGUGCUCAGAAAACUGUAAAUGCAUCAACUGUGAGAACGUCAAUGAAGAGAUCCAGCCUUCUGUUCUUGCCUGGGGUCUAAAAAACAGGAGGCUUUUCAAAAGUUAUGAGAGUCAUUGCGAUGCCAAUGCUAUAGGAACUAACGAUAACAGCCACAAUAGUGCUGGAUGUAUGAAUUAUGCUCCUGGAUUUUCUGCUCAUAGUUCCCCACAGGUAUACCGGAGGAGAAGAUUCCUGGAGCUACCUGAGCAGUGGAAUUCUUGUCCAGCUCCUUUAAGUUUGAAACCUGAAAAUGCCAUUCUAAAUCCUCUGUGUUCCCCUAUGUUUAGCUCUCCUAAACUCCCUUACAGAAAGAAAAGGUCUCGUUUGGGAUAUAGCAGCACACAUGUUCCGGACGUGGGAGAUAUAUGCUCACUUCUCUUAGCAGCAUCUGAAUCUGCUACAGCAAAAGCAGGCAACACACCAGUGUUCGACCAGAACAGGAUAUGUAUAAAGACUGAUGACAAGCUAGACAACAUGUGCCUUGAGCUAUCUAGUAAUGUGGAAGAGGAAAUAUCAUCAUGUGGAAGAUUGAUCGAACUCAUAGAUGCCCAAUACAAUGGAGAAGAGGAUUCUCAGUGUCAAGAGACCAAGACAAAUGGCAAUGAAGCAGAUAUAUACAUGGAGCAAGAGAAGGCAGUGCUUGAAAAUUUCAGAGAUUGCCUCCAGAAGUUCAUCAACAUUAGAUUCGGAAGAGGUACUAAUUCCAUCUCACUUCGAUAA
Molecule: messenger RNA, 1431 nt
Organism: Microthlaspi erraticum
Lineage: Eukaryota; Viridiplantae; Streptophyta; Magnoliopsida; Brassicales; Brassicaceae
Source: the annotation of a GenBank genome assembly